This is a messenger RNA of Truncatella angustata, 966 nucleotides long. Its product is annotated as uracil-DNA glycosylase-like protein. Gene Ontology annotation, molecular function: mismatch base pair DNA N-glycosylase activity. The coding region runs from base 1 to 966 and encodes 321 amino acids. The record is from RefSeq and is a predicted model, not a curated record. Gene Ontology annotation, biological process: base-excision repair, AP site formation. The transcript has a single exon. Lineage: Eukaryota; Fungi; Ascomycota; Sordariomycetes; Amphisphaeriales; Sporocadaceae.
AUGGCAGACAAUGGAACGGAGGACGUUCCCGCAGCGCUGACUAGCACACCAAGCUUCGAAGGCCGACUCAAACUUACACAGUUCAUGUAUAACAGACCCGAGGAUCUCGAGGCGUCAGCACAUCGUAGUCCUCGUUUGAGAGCACUUCCCUCUGCCCUUUCAUCACCUUCUCGUUCGCCAUCAAAAGGUGCAUCGCCUUCGCCGGCACAGUCAACGAAACGCAAGCAUGAGUCUCAGGCGACUGCGACUAUCACUGCCAGCAGUGCGUCCCAAACCCGCACGCCUUCCCCCAAGAAGCGGAAUCGCAAAAGCAGCUCAUAUGCGCCACCCUCAACCUAUGCCCACCUACCACCUUUGCAGGACAUUUUUGCGCCUGACCUCCUGAUCAUCUUCGUCGGGCUGAACCCGGGCAUCCAGACAGCACGUUCAGGACAUGCUUACGCACAUCCGUCGAACCUGUUCUGGAAGCUGCUGUACUCGUCUGGCAUCACGCCGGUGCCUUGCAGGGCGGAGGAGGACCGCACACUGCCAGAGCGGUUUUCGUUGGGCAACACGAAUAUCGUGGAGCGGCCGUCGCGCAACGGUGCCGAGUUGAGCAAAGCAGAGAUGGACGAAGGCGUGGAGGUGUUGGAGGGGAAAAUCCGGAAAUGGAGGCCCGAGGUCGUCUGUAUCGUCGGCAAAAGCAUCUGGGAGAGCAUCUGGAGGGUCAGAAAAGGCAGAGCGAUCUCAAAGGCGCAGUUCCGGUAUGGAUGGCAGGACGAGAGUGAGAACAUGGGAGUUCCAAACCAGGAUGAGGCCAAGGAGGACCAUGUUGGGAGGUACCCUGGUGCUAAGGUUUUUGUUUCUGCAAGUACAAGUGGGCUUGCUGCUUCACUGAGACCAGAGGAGAAACAAAAAAUCUGGAACGAACUUGGGGAUUGGUGUAAGAAAAGGAGGCGAGAAAGGGACGGUGAAACCUCCACUUGA